Molecule: messenger RNA, 2639 nt
Organism: Pocillopora damicornis (cauliflower coral)
Lineage: Eukaryota; Metazoa; Cnidaria; Anthozoa; Scleractinia; Pocilloporidae
Product: glutamate receptor 2
Biological process (GO): monoatomic ion transport
Cellular component (GO): membrane
Molecular function (GO): ligand-gated monoatomic ion channel activity; signaling receptor activity
Source: RefSeq, a predicted model, not a curated record
CGUUAUUGCGCUUGUGGAAGGAAGUGAAGACAAGAUCUCCACAUGCGCAUUGUCUACAGUGACUGGAAUUCCGCUUAUUCGUCUCCAUGAUAACAAAGUCUCUGACCAGUGUGAAAAAGUGAUUCAGAUGUCAGCUGGAUACAAAGACAUUGCAACUGCCACGCUCGCUCUGAUAAACAUGUUUCACUGGGAAAGUAUUGCAGUUUUAUUUGAUGAGGAUUACUCCUACAAAGCAGCUUUUUUCACCACCAUAACCAAGAGAUUAAACCUCACUAUAAAGUUAGUUCAUUUUUCCACGGAGGCUAAUAAUGAAAAUGCAGUAUUCAACGCGAUGGAUGAAAUUUACAACCUGGAAGCAGAAGUCAUUUUACUUCACAUCAAAAAAGAGAACAUUGAGAUAAUACUUAAUCAGCAAAGAACUUGUCAAUGCACAAAUGUGUACAAGUGGAUACUUCAAGGAGAGAUACCAUUACACCUGACCUCUGGAGGGAAUAACAUUGUUUUUGCAUUAAAACUUCCCUCCUACUAUGAAGAAGAAAAUGUCGUCAAAGGCAAUAAUACUAACACCACGGACCAAGAUGCACUCCUGCAGGACACAUCCCAAAUUAUCCAUCAGGCUCUCAGCAGGGAAGAGUGUUUGUCAGUAAAUAGCUCCUCCUUUGGUUUUAACGAAGCACAUAAAAUGUUGAGUUGCUUGAAAAACGUCAAAUUUGAAGGCAAAACAGGACCUGUUUAUUUUGAUGAGUACGGGGAGAGAAGAGGAAUUAGAUUAGAAAUUUUGAAUCUUCAAAAUGAUUCUUUGACAACGAUAGGGACAUGGAAUUCAUCUCAUGGUGCCGUGGUUUUUGGGAAUGUGUUACGUAAUGAUGGAAACCCAUUGAGCGGAAGGAGACUGGAAGGGAAAAAGCUUAGGGUCGUUGUGGUAGAGAAUGCACCGUUUAUAAUGAAGAAUGAGGACGGCACUAUUCCACAUUAUAAGGGAUACUGCAUCGACCUUCUCGAUGAACUGGCCAAGAAUCUCAAGUUUACCUAUGAGAUCUACCUCUCCCCAGACGGGAUGUAUGGUGCCGAGUUGGAGAAUGGAACAUGGAACGGUAUGAUUGGCGAGUUAGUUGGUAAGCGUGCUGACAUCGCCGUUGCAUCUCUUACCGUUACUGAAAGUCGAGAGAAAAUUGUGGACUUCAGCGUUCCUUACAUGUACUACUCAAGAGAAAUACUGGUCAAGAAAUCACCUCACAGUGGAAAAGUUGAUUUGCUUCAGUUCAUGAAUCCUUUUGACAUUCAGGUCUGGUUUGCUACUCUCGCCAGCCUGGUCAUCAUCUCUGUUGCUGUAUUUGUGAUAAAUUACUUCAGUCCUUAUGGGUGCAAAGACGAAAAUGGCCGAGGAACAUCAGAGGAGUUUAACUUCUUCAACAGUGUGUGGUUUGCUUUAGCCUGCAUGCUGCAGCAAGGAGGAGAUAACACACCGAAAAGCUCAUCAGGUCGGAUUCUGACUGGAUGCUACUGGUUCUGCAUACUCAUAAUGAUCUCAACAUACACUGCCAACCUGGCUGCUUUUCUUGUUGUGAAAGAUAAUGAUAAUCCGAUUAAUAAUCUAGAGGACAUCGUAAGGUCCACCUAUCAAGUAGCUGUCAUUGAGUCAGGAAGUACUUAUGAGGCAUUCAGGACAAGUCAGUAUGUAACGCAUGAAAAGAUUUGGAAUAGAAUGGUAACAGCGGGGAGUUUUGUCCAGAGCACAGCGGAAGGAAUUCAAAUGGUGCGAGACAGAGACCAGUUUGUGUUUAUUUCUGAUGGGCCUGUUCUUAAACACGCCGCACAACAGCCGCCUUGUGACGUCACCACAGUUCCAGGCCUGAGUACGGCCCUCGGACUUGCGUUUGCUUUUCAAGCAAAUAGUACAGAUGUUGAUGACGUCACAUUGGCUAUUCUACAUCUUCACGAAAACGAAUUCCUUGACAGUUUAAAAAGGGAAUGGUGGGAAUACAAAGAUGAAUGUCCUAAAAAGCAGGAUACAACUUUGACUCGAAAGCGAAUUGAUCUCAGAAGCAUGCUGGGAGUGUAUGUCGUUAUGAGUGUCGGAUUAAUUUUAGCAUUGAUGGCGCUGACUGCAGAGAUCUUUUGGACAAGGAUGAAAGAGCGCAAGAUAAUAACCCAAAGACCAAAAGAUCGUUCCAUUGAAGUCAACCAAAUCGCACAUCCUGAUUAGUCUAAGCCGACCAAUCAAAGCCUGCACGUGGCUUAGUUUCAAGGAGAGUGAAUGAAUAAGCAAACCAUUUCAAGGCAAGGAUCGUGACAAAUACAUGAUGUCAUCAAAGCAGUUGUGAAGUGUGCUUCACAAUACAACCUCCCUGAGCACCUUGGCUUUUUUUUCGUUUCAGUCAGUUUGCCUUCUUUUUCUCGCAAAUUGUUUUCUCAAUAUGCUUCUGUCGUUUUGGGCUUAAUUUUCGUCAAAUUGUGGCUCAUAGUCCAGAAAUAAACCCAUACAAGAAAACAUUAUAAAUAAAUUCAAUGGACAUACCAUUUUACCAUAAGUCUUCAUUAUUCUUAAAGUUUGCGAAAGUUGCUAAAACUCGCGCCAAAUUUUAAAGUCAAUUAUGUAGACGAAAACAAUUUAAAAAAUAAACGGAUUCAGUUUUUAA